This is a messenger RNA of Rubroshorea leprosula, 955 nucleotides long. The record is from the annotation of a GenBank genome assembly. Lineage: Eukaryota; Viridiplantae; Streptophyta; Magnoliopsida; Malvales; Dipterocarpaceae.
GUGGGUUAUGCCCUUUUUAUUUUUCAAGUGCUGAUUGUAGUUACUUCUAAGCCCUCGUGUAGUUGUGGGUUGUUGAUCGCCGGCUUGUCCGGUCGUCUGGCAAUGGCGAAGACGCCGAUAGGGCUGGAGCCGGUGGUGGGUUCGCUGACUCUGUCCAAGAAGAGAGAAUACAGAUUCGCCAACCGUCUCCAAGAAGGGAAGCGCCCCUUGUACGCCGUCGUUUUCAACUUCAUUGACUCUCGCUACUUCAACGUUUUCGCCACCGUCGGCGGCAACCGGGUACCCCCACUCCAAACCUUUCCUUUUUUCUUCUGAACAAAACGUUGUCAACAAUGAAUCAUCUUUGAGCAACAUGAGGUGUAGAUUGCAAACAUUGAAUGUAAAAAUUGUAUCUUUAAUUUUGUUUUCUAUGCAAAUAUCUUUCCUUAUGCCUAGCUUAAAGAUGUAGCUGAAGCCUGUUCAGAGCUCAAGCUCAAUCCAGCUUAGUUGGAUUAAUUACUUUUUGUCUUCACCUUUUAUACCUUCAUUUGUAUUUUGUAUGCCUCGUGGGUCAUUUGCUUGCCACAAUGCCAAUUUCAUUCUGCAUUUAGGAUUGAUACUUGUUGCAUUUGUUUCACUUCUCUUUGCCCUGUUAUGGUGAGUGACAUUACCUAAUGUUGAUUUUUAUUUUUUGACUUUUUCUUGAAAAAGGUGACUGUAUACCAAUGCCUUGAAGGGGGUGUUAUAGCUGCAUUGCAGUCCUAUGUUGACGAAGAUAUCAGAAGGAAGAAUCGUUUUACACUGUCAGCUGGGCAUGCAAUAUGGAUGGGACUUCAUUUGUUGUGGCUGGAGGUCUCAAUGGUAUAAUACGUGUAAUCGAUGCGAGCAAUGAGAAAAUACACAAGAGUUUUGUGGGCCAUGGGGACUCCAUAAAUGAAAUUAGGACUCAGCCAUUGAAACCAUCACUUAUAGUUUC